GGGUACGUACAAGGAAACACUAGUCGAGAGACGCUGCUAAAUCAAAGCGUGCUAAUGCCCUUUAUUCCGUAACAGUAAGGUUUCAUAAACUUAAUGGGUUGUACCUGUCGCUUGGAACGAAGUGUCGUUCCUUAACUCAACUACACAUGACUCUGAGGAUGAAGAUAGCUGUGCUGGGGGCCACUGGCCAGACGGGCCACUACUUGGUGACUGAGGCCCUGCAGCAAGGGCACACCGUCACAGCCAUAGUCAGAAACCCAGGGAAACUCACAGUUCGUCAUGAGCAGUUAAAGGUUGUUGAGGGGGACAUUUUCUCAGAGGACAGCCUUAAGCAGCACUUUCAAGGACACGAUGCUGUUAUCUCAUGCCUGGGCUUUCCUCCGUCGGUCCUCUACGGUGUCACUGGCUACACCCUCUCCAUGAGGGCGAUGGUUAACGCCAUGCGCGAGGCCAAAGUCAACCGCAUCAUAACCAUGACCUCGUGGUACACUGAGCCCGAAUCAGGCUCGCAGGCAUCUUACCUCAUCCGCUUCCUCCUGCUGCCAAUGAUCCGGAGUGUUCUCAGUAACAUGUUUGAGAUGGAGCACUACCUGAAGAAGACCGAGGAGGUCAACUGGACUGUGGUUCGACCCCCUGGUCUCAAGAAUGUACCUGCCACAGCCAAAGAGUUCCUAACCCACGAGGGGUACUUUGUCCCUGACGCCAAUGGACUACCCGUAGGAUCUUCUGUUGCCAGGGGUGAUGUUGCUCGCUUUAUGCUCUCACUGCUCAACAGUAAUGCCUGGUUCAAGAAGGGCGUCGCCGUAACAACUAAAUAAGCCAUCUUGUUCUGCCUUAAGAAGUGAAUUCACUAAAUUGUGUUCAAAUAUAGAUAUAUCAGAUAUAACUUAAAUGUGCUUUUGGUUUAGCCUUUGCCUUGUUUACUGUGUUCUUAACAUUUUGUGCUAUCCACAUGUAAUUAUUUGUGUUUAUUCCCAUUUUAAUAAAAAUAAACAUUUAUAUUUUGUAUUUGCAGAACUAGCUCUACAACCCAUGUGUUUGUUUGAUUUAUUCACAUGCAGGUUUAUACAGUUACAGGAUGUUUGUGUCAGUUCACAAAAUUCACUUCAGGUACAACUGCUUGGUAAACACAAUUGUCAUAGUAUAUUUUUACCACAAGGGGCAAACAUUCAUAGGAUUUUCUCUUACAAAUUUGGAGGGGUAACUGCAGAGUAGGUCAUGACUUAUCCUGCGAGGCUGUUGCAGAGAUUUAUGCCCUGACUGCCAACCUUUGCUUUACUCUUCCCCUGCAAUACAUUGAGAAAUUAGUUGUAGCUGUCUGACCUUUUGGUUGGUUUUAGUAUAACAUUUACUCAAUGUUGCUUUCAAGGAUUCCCAAUGUAACUUUUGAGCUCCUAGCAUUUUUUAAUGGCAUGGCCUUCAGCUCCAGUAUGGAAUGACAACCGGUUUGAGUUUCCCAACCCAAGUCUGUCUGUCAAAGAUAGCAUGUUCUUUUAGCUUUCUCCGUAGCUACUGUACAGUGUUCCUGUUUUGUCAUUUUCAGUUAUUCACACGAUACUUUGCAUGCUUCACUAUGCAACUAUACUGUAUGCUUGCUUGGUGCUUGGUUUCAGUGUCACCUAAUACAAACCUAUGUAUUAAGAAUGUAUGUAGUCAAGCUUCUAUUACAGACUAUUACAAGACCACAUACACCAGGGAUAUAUCCAUCUCCUUAAUUGAGUCUUCCCUAAUUCACCAUGAUGGUGAUAAAGAUUUAAAUAAUUCAAAUGUUUGUAUGUGGAACAGAGGCGGAUUUAACAACGUUACUGAGGGUUCACACUGAAGUGUGUUUGCAGUGAAAAAUAUACGAUAGUCUUGAAUAGUUUUGAACAUGAACAUUGGAGUAGCAAUUCCAUUGGCCAGUGUGGAGGUAACCCUAAACAUCCAUAUAAUAUCGUCAGUUUGAUGACAGCAAAGCUGUCUCUAUAAACCCAUUAAAGCAUUAUAAAAUACUAGUGCAGAGUUCAUUGUCAGUCAUGGGAGGGGAGCUGCCACCCAGACAUAAAAAGUCAUAGUUGACAUACCACACAGUAUCAGUAUCAGAAACCAAUCAAAUGUCUUUUAUUGGUUGUAAAAUUCAUAUGUGUUUAUUGAUUCAAUUCAUUACAUGUCAGAAAAUAAACACUUCAAUAUUCCUGGUACUGUACAUGGAGAGGCACUGAGUAAACUAUGAACAUCUGAUUUCCCCCCAUGCUGUUAGUCUUAUGUAAUUGCUCUACAAACUUACAAUUCAUCAAGAUUUCUCAACCCAGUAUCCAAAAAAGUUAAUGGUUAUUGAACACAUUUCUAAACUCUAGAGGCAUAUCUUUUGACCAUUUUGCAUGCUGGGUGAUGAUAUUUUGAUAACGGUGAAGCUGGAAUCCGAUGAUACUCACUUCCAAAGUUCAGCUUUGCAGACUUUCGGAAAGUGCAAAGUAGUCUCUUAAGAGAGUACAGUAGAUUUGGCAAUGAUUAAACCGUUUAUUUACAAAAAGUGCAAAUAUCAUUGCUGCGAAGUCUUAUGUACAUAACUGCUUAAAUAGUUAUUUGGAGUAGGAACCAAUGGGAGGAUCAUAGUCAUGCUGAGUUGCUAGACGCAGAACAA
Molecule: messenger RNA, 2623 nt
Organism: Osmerus eperlanus (European smelt)
Lineage: Eukaryota; Metazoa; Chordata; Actinopteri; Osmeriformes; Osmeridae
Product: flavin reductase (NADPH)-like
Exons: 5
Coding region: 147-818 (223 amino acids)
Source: RefSeq, a predicted model, not a curated record